Messenger RNA from Onychostoma macrolepis, 837 nucleotides. RefSeq names its product anaphase promoting complex subunit 10 (gene anapc10). Gene Ontology annotation, biological process: anaphase-promoting complex-dependent catabolic process; protein K11-linked ubiquitination. Lineage: Eukaryota; Metazoa; Chordata; Actinopteri; Cypriniformes; Cyprinidae. The record is from RefSeq and is a predicted model, not a curated record. The transcript is spliced from 5 exons. Gene Ontology annotation, cellular component: anaphase-promoting complex. Bases 147 to 704 code for a protein of 185 amino acids.
AGCGCGCCGAUGCCGGGCAAAUGCGAACAGCGUUGGGGUGUUUACUGUCAUAUUUACCCUUUUUGAGAAAAUGAUCCUAAAUUUAUGUUAGUUGUGGAAACAGAAGUGAGGAGACUGUUGUGCGAGUGUUUUUCAGUGCCGUAACCAUGGCGACGGCCACUAAAACCCCCCCAGGUGCAGAUCCCAAGCAGCUGGAGCGCACAGGUACCGUCCGAGAGAUCGGAUCGCAAGCCGUGUGGUCGCUGUCCUCGUGCAAGCCAGGGUUUGGAGUCGACCAGUUGAGGGAUGAUAAUCUGGAGACGUACUGGCAGUCCGAUGGCUCUCAGCCACAUCUAGUGAACAUUCAGUUCAGGAGAAAAACAACGGUGAAAAUGCUGUGUAUUUAUGCCGAUUAUAAAUCGGAUGAGAGCUACACUCCCAGCAAGAUCUCGGUCAGAGUGGGAAACAACUUCCACAACCUGCAGGAGAUCCGGCAGUUGGAGAUGGUGGAGCCGAGUGGUUGGAUUCACAUCCCUCUGUUGGACCUGGUGAACAAUCCCAUCAGGACCUUCAUGAUCCAGAUCGCCGUGUUGGCCAACCACCAGAACGGACGGGACACGCACAUGCGGCAGAUCAAAGUCUACACGCCCGUGGAGGAGAGCUCCAUCGGCAAAUUCCCACGAUGCACCACUGUAGACUUCAUGAUGUACCGUACCAUCAGGUGACCCGAGCUUCUGCUCAAAUGGAUGGACUGAGGUGCCUUCUCGUAAGACUGUUCUAGAAUUAAAUGGUUUCAGAUGUUUUAAAAUGUGUUUUGUAAAGAGAACAGUUCAAAGUUUAUGUAAAUGCAAAUCUACA